Molecule: messenger RNA, 639 nt
Organism: Penicillium crustosum
Lineage: Eukaryota; Fungi; Ascomycota; Eurotiomycetes; Eurotiales; Aspergillaceae
Exons: 1
Coding region: 1-639 (212 amino acids)
Source: RefSeq, a predicted model, not a curated record
AUGGCAAAUAAUCCAAGCAUUCCCAGACAAGUCGCAAGACAAAUUAGGCAACAAAACCAAACUCGAGGCCGUACAACCGGACGUUCCGGCGUCCCAAACUCCCAGAACAGUAUCUACCAAUCCGGCCAACACCACAGCCCUAUCAGGCCUGGUAUGGGCAGCAGCCGCUUCGCCACUGUUCAAGAUGACGUGCAAGAUCCUUCUGAACCUGACCCGAUGGAACUUGAUCCAAUGGAAAUCGACACUCCUGUUCAAGAACCUACAGCAACCACCACUGGAGCUCACACUAAUGAGCAGUCUCGGGAGGCUGGAGCUCACAGCCACGUCUUCUACAUUCCCAUUCGCUCUCGCCCCAUGCCGACUCUCGACCUGGACGUGUUGACCGCCGCUCGCGCUGAAGUAGCUCACAUUCAGAGAGUGGGACUUCCAGUUAUGCAAACCUUGCCCGAGCGACCUGGACCCCAUCUCUACAUUCGUAUUGACACUGACCAGCCAAACCGUGAAAAUGCACUUACGGAUGUCAACCUCCGGAUGGGUACCAUGCAAGACAUGAUUCGCGAUGGCUUCGGUUGGUUCUCGGGUUUGCCUUACCGCCACCCGCAUUUCGAGGUUAAAUUCCUCCGUGGUCGACGUCUCUAG